Messenger RNA from Synchiropus splendidus (mandarinfish), 2745 nucleotides. It is a transcript of the gene idi1, whose product is annotated as isopentenyl-diphosphate delta isomerase 1. The coding region runs from base 624 to 1478 and encodes 284 amino acids. The record is from RefSeq and is a predicted model, not a curated record. Gene Ontology annotation, molecular function: isopentenyl-diphosphate delta-isomerase activity. The transcript has 8 exons. NCBI's taxonomy places the organism in Eukaryota, Metazoa, Chordata, Actinopteri, Syngnathiformes, Callionymidae. Gene Ontology annotation, biological process: isopentenyl diphosphate biosynthetic process; isoprenoid biosynthetic process. Gene Ontology annotation, cellular component: cytoplasm.
GACGCAGUGUCGUCAUGCGCACUGACUGGAGCCCAUGGUGGAUGUGUAAUAACGCCUAAAAAGUAUCGCCACGGAAGGACUCGAACAGCCCGAAACGCAACAGGCUGUCUAGCUAAAACGUGGAUAACAACCUGGUGGGCCUGGGAGGUGCGGGCCGAGACGAGCUGUCGUCCGAUGGCGUGUUGACGAGGACAGCUGGAUGCCAAACCUGGAGUGGAUUCUCUGGAUUUGAACGUUGCACCGUGUAGCCCACUUUCUGGUGAAGCUUAACUUCCGCGACUUGGUGAUGGACGAGUGGUGGAUGACAGUUCGCCGUAGCUACCGCCCAUAUACACGCACAACUACUGUGGAAGGAAACCAGAGUUCCCAGAUAAGAAGUCCACACAUAAUCCUGUCAGUGUAGAGUUUUGGUUUCCGACAAACUCAUGUUGUUCCAAGUGCAAAAACCUGAUUCAAUAAAUAUUUGUUGAACUCGUUUGGAGACUUUGACGCAUUAUAAAUAUACAAUUCUCUCAGUAUUCGAAUGAACGCUAUCGCCUUACUGGUUGGUCCGAAAUCCUCAACGGGUUUUACCACCUCCACAGCCUCAGACCUCAUGAUUGGAUUCUCCCCGGUGUCAGGCGAUGGUACGGGCUGUGUGGGCGGUGCUUCGGCUGGUGUCCAGUGAAGUAGCCCCGGUGAAGAAAGCGAACCUGCCGGGGUUCAGGCGACUGUUCACGGUCUCGUGUCGAUCAGCUGCGGCUACUGGCCGCUGGUACUUUUCCAGUCCCGUCCAACAUCCACGCUCUGCAGCCAGAAUGCCGGAGAUAACUGAGCACCUGGACGAGAAGCAGGUCCAGCUCCUGUCGGAGAUGUGCAUCCUCAUUGAUGAGAACGACCAGAAGAUCGGAGCGGACACGAAGAAAAACUGCCAUCUGAACUCUAACAUCGACAAAGGUUUGUUACACCGAGCUUUCAGCGUCUUCAUCUUCAACAGCGAGGAGAAGCUGCUCCUUCAGCAGAGGUCAGACGCCAAAAUCACAUUUCCAGGUUGUUUCACAAACACAUGCUGCAGCCACCCCCUACACACAGACCGUGAGCUGGAGGAGAAGGACUCCAUUGGAGUGAGAAGGGCUGCUCAGAGGCGGCUACAGGCUGAACUGGGGAUCCCCAUGGCUCAGGUGACUCCUGACGAGAUGACGUACCUAACAAGGAUCCACUACAAAGCACAGUCAGACGGCAUUUGGGGAGAACAUGAGAUCGACUACAUCCUCUUCAUGCAGAAGGAUGUGGAGUUGAGUCCCGACCCCAAUGAGAUCAAAAGCCACUGCUACGUGACCAAAGAGGAGCUGCGAGACAUGCUGGACAAAGCCAAACGGCAGGAGCUCAAGAUCACUCCCUGGUUCAGCCUCAUCGCAGAGACUUUCCUCUUCCAGUGGUGGGACAACCUGCAGAACCUGAAGCAGUUUGUGGAUCAUGACAAAAUCCACCGCAUGUAGGACUCUUCGCAAAGCUCUAGCUGCCAACCUGGCAUCCAGAUGUAAGCAGCUUACCUUCCAGGCAGUCUAGAUACAUUGGGCGUCCACGCAGCAAGCAUGACGUUCACAGCUCACUGUCUGUGUGGCUUAGCUAAGUGUUAGCAUGGUGAAAUUCGCCCACUCAAGUGUGAAGGUGGAACUGUCACAUUUGCCCUGCUGAACAUAUUGUACAGCUUUGUAAAUCAUCUUGAACUAAACUCAAGUGCCUGACUUCACAUCGCGAAUAACGUUUCAGGCUCACCCCGAUAGUGACUACAGGAGUCACUGGAAACGCAUAAUAAUAUAUAAUUGUCAGUCCUGUGAUGGCAAGUCUUUAGUGAAGCCUGCGACAGACAGGAGACCCAGUCAGGAUCAGUCUAUGCUGAAUAAUGAAUAAAUGAAUGCUACACUGACUGCAGUCUGUCCAUAAAACGUUUUAGAAAAGUUAGAUUUUGAUGGUGAGAGGAUGCCACUGUUGUUGCGUAAACAGGAGCCAUUAUAUUACAUUUAAAUUGAAAAUAAACAGAGUGAACAUAUUUUGCAGCGACAUUCAUUACCACUCUUAUUGCACUGAUGUGGUGAAUCACCUACAGCUGCUCUCCCUGUCUCUGGACUCAUGUUUUAUUUUAAUAUUAGACCCCCCCAUCAUGUGUUAUUUUAAAUCUCACUUGACUCACCCUUCUUUUCACUCGUUCCCCUCUGUCCUUGUGAUUGCCUAAUGUCUGACCACCUUCUGUGAGCUUGGUUCCCCAUACGUUUCACUUGACAAGACACUUAGGCUGUAACUUCGACUGCCUUAAAAUACAUACUGCAUUGCUGCUCAAUAUUCUCAGGAUUUUCUAAGCUUGAUGUAAGGUGGAAAAAUAAAAAUAUCCAUGAUAAAAAGCCAACAUUUAAAAGUGCUUGAGAAGUAUUUUAUUUCUUGGCCAUAACACUUUUACUCACACGGCACCUGUGAUGUGAUUAUUAUUAUUAUUAUACAUCUGAAUCAGAACAGACAAUAAAACAGUAACAACAACAACAUGACAACAACAAACAGGUAAAUAUGGCAUCAUGAUUAUACCUUCUGGUAAACAGAGAUGAUGUACACGUUUAAGUAAAAUGUGAGGGUCACUAAAAGUAUAUAUAAAAAUAAAUUCCAGCGAAUACUCUUGGCACAAAUUUUGGCAAAUGAAGAAUGGCUGAAUAAUUAUCUAGUAGGUAAUUGUUAAACUUAUUCAUGUAGCUCACAAGUUGAUAUUAAAGUUAG